Messenger RNA from Carlito syrichta (Philippine tarsier), 2609 nucleotides. Its product is annotated as sodium channel protein type 7 subunit alpha-like. Gene Ontology annotation, cellular component: axon; plasma membrane; voltage-gated sodium channel complex. Gene Ontology annotation, biological process: neuronal action potential; membrane depolarization during action potential; sodium ion transmembrane transport. Gene Ontology annotation, molecular function: calcium ion binding; voltage-gated sodium channel activity. The record is from RefSeq and is a predicted model, not a curated record. The coding region runs from base 45 to 2540 and encodes 831 amino acids. The transcript is spliced from 10 exons. Lineage: Eukaryota; Metazoa; Chordata; Mammalia; Primates; Tarsiidae.
CAGAUCCUUAAUAUUUUAAUUUAAAAUCUUGUACAGAUUGGAUUAUGGAAGUGGGAAGUGAAGAAGAAAAAUGGGAGAUGCUGGAUGCAGAAUUUGAUCACUUUGUGGUUGACAUGAAGCCCUUUGUUCUGAAAUUACCCCAUAGGUCAGAACGGCAGAGGUGUGCUCUCUGGAUUAGAAAACUAUGUGAGCCUUCAGGAAUAGGUGCAGGAAUAAUGGGAAGGAAGAAUCGGAACCUGUAUGCAAAACUGUUAUUACAUAUGCUUAAACGAGGAGUGCUUGAAGGCCCUUUUACGCACCGACCUGAACCUGGGACACUAAAAACUUUACCUUCAUACAUGUCCAUCUAUUUUGAUGAACCAAAUCCAGCACGAGCAAAAGGUUCAAGCCCAGAGGGAUUACCAGCCUGGGUUUUGGGUGAGCUGGGAACAAGUGAACACACAUUACACGAAUCAUGGAAACUCUCUUCUGGAGAAGAUAACACUUUGGUACAGUCGCCAACUGAUGACCACAGUUUACAACAUAUACAGGUGUUUUGUCUGAGCUUAAUGGGCAAAACUCGGGAAGAACUAAAACCACUUACUUCCAUCAAAUUUCUUCGAGCACUCAGAGUUCUAUCUCAGUUUGAAAAAAUGAAGGUGGUCGUGAGAGCUUUGGUCAAAACAACUUUACCUGCUUUGAAUGUAUUUCUGGUCUGCCUUAUGAUCUGGCUGGGUUUUAGUAUUUUGGGAGUACACUUAUUUGCUGGCACGUUCUAUGGAUGCAUUGACCCAACAAGCAGAGAAAUGUUUUAUACAUCGGAAGUGGUGAAUAAGAGUCAAUGUGAAAGCCUUGUGGUUAAUGAAUCUAUGCUAUGGGAGAAUGCAAAACUGAACUUCGAUCAUGUUGGAAACGGUUUUCUUUCUCUGCUUCAAGUAGCAACGUUUAAUGGUUGGAUCGACAUUUUUUAUUCAGCAAGUGAUUCUGUUGCCGUCAAUAUGCAGCCUAGUUUUGAAGUCAACCUCUACAUGUGUUUUUACUUUAUCAACUUUGUCAUAUUUGGAGUAUUUCUCCCUCUGAGUAUGCUGAUCAGUGUUAUUAUUGUGAAUUUCAACAAACAUAAAACAAAGCAGGGAGGUUCAAAUAUCUUUAUAACAGUAAAACAGAGGAAACAAUACCAUGGGCUGAAGAAGCUAAUGUAUGAGGACUCUCAAAGACCAGUGCCUCGCCCAAGAAACAAGUUCCAAGGAUUCAUUUUUGACUUGGUGACAAAUAAAAUCUUUAACAUCAUCGUUAUGGUUCUUAUCUGUUUCCAAGCAAUAACCUUGAUGAUAGAAAGUGACGAACAGAGUCCACAAAUGGACAUUGCUCUCUACUGGAUUAACUCAAUUUUUGUAAUGCUCUAUACUGUGGAAUGUGUACUGAAGCUCAUUGCUUUUUGUUGUUUCUAUUUCACCAUUGCAUGGAACAUUUUUGAUUUUAUGGUAGUCAUUUUCUCCAUUACAGGACUAAUUCUGCCUAUGACGAUCGGAUAUUACCUUAUGCCUCCUUCACUUGUGCAACUGAUACUUCUUUCGCGGGUCAUCCACUUCCUGCGCCUUGGAAAAGGACCAAAGGUGUUCCGUAAUCUAAUGCUUCCUUUGAUGCUGUCCCUCCCAGCACUGUUGAACAUCAGUCUCCUCCUCUUCCUGAUCAUGUUUGUCUAUGCCAUCUUUGGAAUGUACAACUUUGCCUAUGUUAAAAAGGAAGCUGGGAUUAAUGACGUGUCCAACUUUGAAACCUUUGGCAGCAGUAUGCUCUGUAUUUUUCAAGUUACAAUAUUUGCUGGUUGGGAUGGGAUGCUUUAUGCAAUUUUCAACAGUAAAUGGUCUGACUGUGAUCCCGAUAAAAUUAACCCUGGGACUCAAGUUAGAGGAGAUUGUGGUAACCCCUCUGUUGGGAUUUUUUAUUUUGUCAGUUACAUCCUCAUAUCAUGGCUGAUCAUUGUAAAUAUGUAUAUUGUUCUUGUCAUGGAGUUUGUGAGCAUUAUUUCUAAGAAAAAAGCCAAGAGUUUGAGUGAAUAUGAUUUUAGGAAAUUCUUUCAGGUGUGGAAAAGGUUUGACCCUGAUAGGACCCAGUACAUAGACUCUAGCCAGCUUUCAGAUUUCGCAGCUGCUCUUGAUCCUCCACUUUUUAUGGCAAAACCAAACAAGGGCCAGCUCAUUGCUUUGGAUCUUCCCAUGGCUGUUGGGGACAGAAUUCAUUGCCUUGACAUCUUACUUGCUUUUACAAAGAGAGUUAUGGGUAAAGAUGUAAGGGUGGAGAAAAUCAUUUCAGAGGUAGAAUCAGGGUUUAUGUUAGCCAAUCCUUUUAAGAUCACAUAUGAGCCAAUUGCAACUACUCUGAAAAGAAAACAAGAGGCAGUUUCAGCAACCAUCAUUCAGCGUGCUUAUAAAAAUUAUCGUUUGAGGCAAAAUGAUAAAAAUACAUCAGAUAUUCAGAUGAUAGAUGGAGAAGUUCAAGCUACUAACCAAGGUGUUUAUUUUGACAAAGCUAAAGAAAAGUCAACUAUUCAAAGUUAAAUCUAAUCCCACUUUACGCCUCUUCACCGUCACACAACUCAAAAAUAAAAACUUAAAUCAGAAAUAAAA